AUGUCCAACACACAAGUCAACAUGGAAGAUGAGCCCGAUUGUGGCUCAGAUGCUGAUGUGAUGUCCGAUGAUGGACUUUACAUUCCUGGAAUUUCAGCAACAGAACCUGCUGGCACAACAACUGUUGAAAUAGAUGUUACCAAGAGGAAAAGAAGGAGUAUUGUUUGGGAGGAGUUUGAAAUUCUUGAGGGGAAGGGUUUUAGUGAUGGGAAGGAACGAGCGAAAUGCAAUAGGUGUAGGCAAAUCUAUAAGGCUGAUAGUACUACUAAUGGAAUUGGAACCCUUAGGAGACAUAUUUUACAUUGCCCAAAACGGAAAAACAAAGGACCAACCCAAAUGACUCUGGGUGUUAAUGAUGGGAAAUUAAUGUUAAGAGAUAAAAAGGUUGACCAAGUCUGGGUAAGUGAUAAGGUCACGAGGCUUAUUGUGAGACAUGAGUUACCUUUAAUCUUUGUUGAGUAUGAGGAGUUUAGGGAAUUAAUCACAUACAUUUUUCCUGACUACACCCAUAUUACCCGCAACACACAAAUGGCGGAGAUUUUGAAGUUUUACAAUUUGGAGUCCAGUAGAAUCCAUAAUCUACUCAAGUCAUUUAAUGGGAAGAUUUCUUUGACAAGUGAUCUAUGGACAUCCAUCACCAAUGAUGGAUACUUAUCUUUGACUGGCCAUUAUAUUGAUAAGGAUUGGGUGUUGCAUAAGAAAUUAUUGAAGUUUUGCAUCAUGCCACCUCCACAUACUGGCCUCAAUAUUUGUGAAAUGGUUUCAAAGAUCUUGUCUGAGUGGGGUAUUGAUCGGAAAUUGUUUUCAAUUACUUUGGAUAAUGCUACUUCUAAUUUCAGCUUUGUUGAGUUGUUGAAGAGAAAUCUGAAUUUGAAGAAUGCUCUUUUAUGUAAAGGAGAAUUCUUUCAUAAUAGGUGUUGUGCUCAUAUUCUCAAUCUCAUUGUACAAGAUGGACUAAAGCACAUAGACGAGUCUGUGGCAUUGAUUCGAUCUAGUAUAGCCUAUGUGAAAGGAUCACAAGCAAGGAAAAUGAAAUUCUUGGAUAUUUGUAAGCAAUUGUCAUUACCAAGUAGUAAGGGGUUGCAUGGAGAUGUCACCACAAGGUGGAACUCAACUUAUAUCAUGCUUAAUUCUGCUUUAUUUUAUCGGAAAGCAUUUGAGAACCUUGGACUAGUGGAGGACAAUUAUAAAACUUGUCCAGAUUCUGAUCAAUGGUUAAAGAUUGAAAAAUUGAUGGGUUUUUUGCAUCCCUUCUAUGAAAUCACUGUUUUGCUUUCAGGUUCUAAGUAUCCUACAUCAAAUUUGUAUUUUGAAAAUGUUUAG
This is a messenger RNA of Telopea speciosissima, 1323 nucleotides long. RefSeq names its product zinc finger BED domain-containing protein RICESLEEPER 2-like. Lineage: Eukaryota; Viridiplantae; Streptophyta; Magnoliopsida; Proteales; Proteaceae. The record is from RefSeq and is a predicted model, not a curated record. Gene Ontology annotation, molecular function: DNA binding. The transcript has a single exon. Bases 1 to 1323 code for a protein of 440 amino acids.